AUGACCGGUCUUCACAAUGACAAUGGCUUGGAACUCAAAGAAAGCACGAGCAGAUCUUCGAGCAUCGAGAAAAUUCUCGCGGCACACCGGAAGCCCUUCGACCAACUCCCUCCUUCCCGUGAAGUAUGGAACGGACAGGCAGGCUCGUACGAGGAAGGUCUCGGACGACUGAUUAUCCUCACGCCAGAGAUUGUGCAAGAGGCCGCAGCAUCCUGCAUUAAACUGGGGCGACGAGUCUCUCUAAGCUGGGAUAUGACGAAGCUUGAGAUCGCCAACUUCAACCGCCAACCAGCUCAACACUAUAUCAUGCCCCUGCUAGAAGGUGUUGCCUUCGACGACGUAUACAUCUUCAACCCUCAGCAAUCGAGUCAAUGGGAUGGGCUUCGCCAUUUUGGAGCAGCGGACCCCACGCCGGAAAACCCAUCACGACGAAUCUUCUAUGGCGGGGUGGAGCCAAGUGAGAUCUUGAACCGGUCAAGCACACGGAUUGGCAUACAACAUUGGGCCCGGGAGGGUAUCUGUGGCCGGGGAGUGCUUCUUGACUACGCACGCUACGCGGCCAAACAUGGCAUUGAGUACUCAUCGUUCUCUGAUCAUGCCAUCCCGCUCUCUGUGUUGAUCAAGGUGGCACAGGAACAGAAGGUGACUUUCAAAUUUGGAGAUAUAUUGUUCAUCCGAAUCGGGCUGGUGAAAGAAUGGGAGACAGAAAUGACACCGUCCGAGAAAACCGCGUAUGCAACAACCACGUCCCCUUGCCAUGCCGGCGUUGAAGGGACAACGGAAACUCUGCGGUGGAUUUGGGAUACCGGCUUUGCCGCCGUGGCGAGUGAUGCACUAUCAUUCGAGGCAUAUCCACCCAGAAAUAGUUAUCCCAGAGAAGAGGGCAUCCCCGCUGCCGUGGGCGAGUUCAUGCACCCGGUGCUAUUGGCCAAAUGGGGCAUGCCUAUUGGUGAGCUUUUUGACCUCGAGGGGCUGAGUGUCGUUUGUGAGGAGGCUGGUCGGUGGGAAUUCUUUAUCGCCAGUACUCCGCUUAACAUGCCCGGUGGAGUCAGUAGCCCACCGAACUGUUUGGCAAUCUUGUAA
Penicillium riverlandense is the source of this 1083-nucleotide messenger RNA. RefSeq lists its product as uncharacterized. The record is from RefSeq and is a predicted model, not a curated record. Bases 1 to 1083 code for a protein of 360 amino acids. NCBI's taxonomy places the organism in Eukaryota, Fungi, Ascomycota, Eurotiomycetes, Eurotiales, Aspergillaceae. Gene Ontology annotation, molecular function: arylformamidase activity. The transcript has a single exon.